AUGGGCAGACACAUAGGUCAGCUGAUUACUCUUGCAGGUGAUGAGAGGCCGAGGCUCUUAGGUAUUCCGAAGAAUGCAACUGUAGCUGAGGCAGCGCCGACAGGCAUGUGGACAUUCACAGGGGCUCGAACUGAGGCGAUUCAGGAGCUCCAAAUCGCACUCACUGCCAUCAAACCCCCACUCGAGUCUGUAGGUGCAGAUACGGUUCUGUGGAAGCAUGACAAUGACAAAUAUAAGCCUUGUUUCUCGUCGAGUAAAACCUGGCAACAAAUUCGAAUCCCAGGAACCAAGCCGAACUGGUUGGACGGUGUUUGGCUGCCCGUAACAACGCCAAGACUUUCCCUCCUCCACUGGCAAGUCAUGCAAGGUCGACUUCCCACAAAGGACCGUCUAUUGCGAUGGGGAAUUAAUGUGGACGUCAACUGCUAUCUCUGCGGUAUGUUAGACGAAACUCAUGCUCACCUAUUUUAUGAUUGUCUAAGAACCAUAGCUGAUGCACGAACAAAGCUAGACCGUAGGAUGAUGACUCUGUUGAUUUCUGACCAGCUGAACAAGAACUCUUCACAAAAGCAUCUACUCGAGGAUUGGUAUUUCUUGACUGCAGGCCGACGUUAG
Messenger RNA from Tarenaya hassleriana, 615 nucleotides. RefSeq lists its product as uncharacterized. The record is from RefSeq and is a predicted model, not a curated record. The coding region runs from base 1 to 615 and encodes 204 amino acids. NCBI's taxonomy places the organism in Eukaryota, Viridiplantae, Streptophyta, Magnoliopsida, Brassicales, Cleomaceae. The transcript has a single exon.